UGGGAUUUUUUAGAGUGAAAGGCCAAGUUUGCGUCUGGUAACACUGGUCAAAUAAACAUUCACGAAAAAACUAAUCGGUGUAAUUGUGGCUGGCCCCGUGUGGCCGAAAAUAAUCUAAAACGCGGGCAAAAAACAAUAUAACCAACUAAUAGCCGCAGUGAGCGAGUGGAAUCCCGUGGCAACUGCAUUCUUAAGGUGGCCGUUGCUAAUAAGUAAGUGUAAGCGAAUGAGAGCGCAAAGCAGAUGGCGGAGAGCGUCCCGCGCGUCAGUGUGUGUGUGCGUGAAUGAGAAGUAGAAAGCGGCGGUAAAAACCUUCGCGUGUAAGGGAAAAAAACCAUAUUAUUUUUAUUCGGAAAUAUAUAAUUCCCGAAAAGGGGAGAAGAUCUGCGGAUAUCAAAAGAGCAGGCGGAGCAACAGUCUCGCCGAGGAGCAGAAUCUGCGGACGAAAACAAAAACGCUUUGCAGGCAACCGCCGAUACUGAAAGUGCCAGCGUGUGAGUGCGUGCCAGCGCGUCGUGUGUGUGUAGUGGUGUGGGCAGUGAGAACGGCAAAGAGAAAACAGUGAUAAUCACAAAAAGGCAAAUAGAUUGCUGCAAAUGGUUGAAUAAUAUUAAAUCCAACACCGCCAGUGCUGCAAAAAUCGGUCUGUAUUAUCGUGAAGUGUGUGCAGUGUUGCACAUCGCGGCCGCCCAACGCAUAAUUCAACACACCCUCCUGCCGCCCCUCUGUCCAUUACCUCCCCGUGAAAUUGACAGUGUCAAAAUAUAUUUCUUCUUCUGGGCUUCUUUCCGUUUGCGAGCUUAAAAAUGCGACACGAUAAUCAGUCACGGAACCCAAUAAAUUGUUUUUGUUAUUAGAUUUAUGCAUUUUUUGACCAUUCUUUUACUACGUAGGCAAGUACGUAGCGUAUAAAAAGCUGCAUCCUUACCCUUAAAAGGUCGGAUCGAAGAGCAGAAAUAAAACCGUACAGCAGCACAGCUAGAAAAUGAGCAGCAGCACCAGUGGCAACAACAAGGCCCGUCGGAAGCAAAAUCCCGAGCCACCUGUCCAUGAUGAGGACCCGAUGGCCCUCAAUCACCUGAAUGGUAUGGCCAACGGGAGUGGUGGUGCCAAACGUCGCAGGGCCAGCAAAACUAUGGCAACGGCGGCUACAAUGACGAUGCCAUCACUGACCAAUGGAGUCAGCAAGAAGGCCAGACUGGAGCAUACAUUGGAGGAGAGUUCCAGUUCCCGUUCUGGAAACACUUCGGUCAAAUCUCUGGUCUAUAACAACAACAAUAAUAACAACAACAACAGCAUCACUGCCACAAAUGGCCAAUACAACAGAACCAACAACAAGAACAGCAAGGAACCCACAAUGUCGGAGAGGGAUUACAAUUACCGGGACACACACUCGCCGGCAACUCCUCCAUCUCCACCAUCGCCUCCAUCCUCUGCAUCAUCUGAAUCACCUCCGCCGCCGCCACCUCCAGAUAACCAUGUCGACGAGAUCGUGUGCAUUUCGGAUGCGGAGACCGAAAACGAGGAAGAGCGCGACUACUAUGAUCAGGAUACUGAGGAAGAGGAGCAGGCCGUGGACAGCGAGCUGGAGAUCGACGAGGUUACCCCGAGGGCCGGAUGCAACAAUGCGAACGCGGCUGCAGCAGCUGCGGCAGCGGCAGCCACAUCGUCGGAAGCCUCAAUGCCGGCAAACAACAAUACCACCAAUUCCACAUCGCCCAUCGAUCUGGAUAACGUGGCGCACCAGGAGGAAUUGGAGCAGCUCACCGAUUUGCGAUCCUAUGUUAAAUUGUACAGCGAUGAGGCCGUCAGUCUGAAAGACUUUAAAAUUAUACGUGUUCUGGGCACUGGAGCAUACGGAAGGGUGUAUCUUGUUCGUAAGCUGACGCGUCACGACGCUGGAAAACUCUAUGCGAUGAAAGUUCUAAACAAGAUAACGGUUGUCCAGAAGCGCAAAACCGCAGAGCACACUAAAACAGAGCGUGUGGUCCUGGAAGCUGUCCAGCGAAGCCCUUUUCUUGUAAGUCUUCAUUACGCCUUCCAGUCAUCGACGAAGCUGUAUUUGGUGCUAGACUUUGCCAAGGGCGGCGAGUUAUUCACGCACAUCUACCAUGCCGAGCACUUUGAGGAGCAACGAGUGCGUGUGUACAUAGCCGAGGUAGUGCUGGCCUUGGAGCAGCUGCAUCAGCUGGGCAUUAUCUAUCGUGAUAUCAAGCUGGAGAAUAUUCUACUCGAUGGCGACGGACACAUUGUAAUCUCCGAUUUUGGUCUUUCAAAGAUCCUGACCGCUGAGAACGAGUACCGGGCGACCAGCUUCUGCGGCACACUAGAAUACAUGGCACCGGAAAUUAUCAAGUCGUCGCCACCUGGCCACAACAGUGCUGUGGAUUGGUGGUCGGUGGGUGUGCUCACCUUUGAGCUUUUAACCGGUGCAUCGCCAUUUGCGUCAUCGGAUGUGCAGAGCCAGCAGUCAGAGAUCUCGCGUCGCAUCUUGAAUGAGCCGCCGUCGAUCCCCAGCUCGUUUAGCCCCGAUGCCAAGGACUUUGUGGAGAAGAUGCUGCAGAAGAGCCCGAGAAAGCCUGGGGGCAAUCAUCGCGACGCAACCGAGAUCAAGGAGCAUCCCUUCUUCAAAGGCAUUAACUGGCAGGAACUGCGCGUCAAGCGACGAAAGGCGCCUUACAAGCCCGUUAUCAACUCCGAGGACGAUGUACAGAACUUUAGCACCGAGUUCACCGACCAGCUGCCCGAGGAUCCCGAGUGUGAUGCUCCGCCUAGUCGGAUUCGGCUGUUCCGUGGCUAUACCUACGUCGCGCCAGAGCACUUGGAGCAGAUGCGUCGGGACAACAACUGUAAUAUUGAGUACUGCAACCCUGGACUGCAGAACGUACCUUCGCGGCCGGAUGACCUAGAGUUGGGCAGCAAGACGGCAAGCGGUGCUUAUGGCACCUGUCAUUUUGUCUCUGACAUCUCCACCGAGAUGGUGUUUAUGGCCAAGGUCAUACACUUGUCCAAGUAUCGGGCCUCCGAAGUGGACGCACUGAUCUCGUGCGCCUUGGACAGACAAGGUCACAGGAAUAUUGUUAGUUAUCAUGGUACUUUCCGGGACAAGUGUGAGGCAUGGAUUAUAAUGGAGUAUCUGUGUGGUGAGGAGUUGUCGGCGCUAAUCCAGCGAAACUUUCUGGACGAACAGGCCUGCCGGGAGAUCUUCCAGCAGCUCGUAAUGGCCGUACGGCACGUCCACGCCAAGCACUUUAUACAUGGUGACCUGAAGCCAGAGAACGUGAUGUUUGAGAGUCGCGACGAUCAGACUGUGAAACUUGUGGACUUCGGCAAUGCCUGCUAUAAUGGGAAGUUCCUGAGUUGGAAGGACAAGCCGCGCUAUACUUUGGACUACGCACCGCCGGAACUCCUGGCAGAUCCCAAUAUAGUGACAUACUCGCCGGCUGUGGAUAUCUACGGAUUGGGCGCCACACUCUAUGCAAUGCUGGUGGGUCAUCCGCCAUACAGACAGAGUUCCAGAGACGUGGAACACACCGCCAAUGCUCAUCACAGGCUCCGGAGGCGCAUGCAACGAGAGCCGUUCAAUCAGCGUUCAAGGGGCUGGCUAAACGCCAGUCCUGCGUUCCGGCACUUGGUGGGCUGGUGUCUGCAACGGAACCCCGCCGACCGGCCCAAACUAGACGAUAUCCUUGACAGUGAGUGGCUGCAGUAUGGCACCAAUGAUCCCGAUGUGGAUAUUAUUGUACCAGCGGAGCAGCAGGAGGUGGUCGAUCUCAGCGAGGACACCAUGGAGCAGCCUACUUCAGGUGUGCAGAGCCAACCCAAAUCUAGCUCCACGCUCGAUAAGUCGACGGAGGAUGAGGGCAUCACUCUGGUCAACGAACAGGUGGAGGAGGCUCUUCCCAACGGCGCAACUGCGGCGGCAAUUCCUGCUCCGAUAUCAGACGAUGAGGAUCUGGUUCUGCACGAACGUUUUGAUCCAGACUUUGAUUGCCUGCCGGUCUUUUACGGCUUUGACGAGAACGCGCCGCCCCUUCGUUUGCCCGAGGAAUACUAUACCGAACUUCCGCUACCGCAGCCGCCGCCUCAGGAGGAGCGCUUGGAGAUGCCUCCGCCACCUGCGCCAGCGGCUCCAGUUGCUGCGACCAAUACGACCGAAGCAACAACCAGUCGACGACCCAGAACCCGUCAGCAGCGUCGUACCGAGAGCCAGCUACUGCAAAAUCCGGUUGCAGAUGCGCCAGAGGUGGAUAGCAAGGAAAGCUUGUACCUCCUGAUGCAGCAAUUGCCGCCACCCACAGAGACUGUGGUAGCCCGGAUACCAAGAGUGCAACGCGCCGUGCGCGCAAUCCCCUCUACUGUGGGUCGGAAGAAACUGGAUGAGGAGGAUCACUUGGGCUUCAACAAGACACGGAAUACGUGGCGUAAAUCGCGGGCCAGCUAUCGUCACUUCUGUCUCCUGAUAAACGGUGUCCAGCAGGUGCUCAAGCAUAAAUUCAAAAAGGAACGUCGGGUCUACAGCUUGCCGUCGGUGAAAAUUGAAAAAAUCGACGAAGCGUACGAAAAACUGCAGAUCUACCCCAGACCGAAGCCACCCAAGCCGAGGCAGCCCAGGGCACCCAAAGUGUACCGCCCACCGACGCGAGUGCAGCCGGAGAGAGCGCGGGCGCUGCGCCAGCUUUAUGUGUUUGAAUGACAUCCUCAACGGCAGCAGCCGGCGCCGGAGGAUAACGACGACGAGGUGAUGCUUGUGGAAGUGAAGGAGGAGCAGCUAGACGAGGAGGAGAAGCAACUGCAGGCGGUGCUGCAGUGGGAGACGGCGGCGGCGGCUCGAAAGCUUAGGAGCUGACGGCAGACAAUGACACAAACCAGGACCAGGACACCAACGAGCAGAACCCGGCUCUAACCAGCCGCACCAAAGAUCCUGUCAAUAAUUAUUCAACAUUUUUUGUUACAACCAUUCGAGAUGUAAGGUAAGAGAAGAGCUCAUCCUUUGCUUUGGAUAGUAACUUUUCGACCUUUAACUUGAAGGGGAAUCUUAAACCCUAGCCCUAGUGCUUCGUUGUGCUAGGCAAUUAGUUAAUUUUGCAUAAACCAUAAUUUUAAAGUCAAACACAAACCAGCAACUCUUUUCCAAGAAGCGGAAGGAGGGGCCAGAACAAUAAGGAAAGACCCGAGACCACACACAAUCACUAAUAUCAUUAAUAAGAGAGAGAGCUGCAAUUAGUUAAGUGCAAAGUUGUAUGUUUAAGCGAGAAGGAGAGCAGUGAGAACGACUAUAUAAUACCCUCUAUAAACACACAUAUAUACAAAUUUGCUUUAAGUUGUGUCCUAACUUAAGUUACAUAUAUAUCUUACAUAUAUAUAUAUUUUUUAUUAUUAACCAGCUCAUUGCCAAAUGCCUUCAGGAUCGAGUGAUCGACCUUGUCUGCUUUUGGCAAUGUUGUUUUCAAUUCCGAAGUAUCCUAAAUAUGCUACACAUGAUUUUCAGUGGCAGGAAAAUGGAAGCGAACGCCGCAGAAGCG
Molecule: messenger RNA, 5525 nt
Organism: Drosophila serrata
Lineage: Eukaryota; Metazoa; Arthropoda; Insecta; Diptera; Drosophilidae
Gene: JIL-1
Product: JIL-1 kinase
Biological process (GO): protein phosphorylation
Molecular function (GO): ATP binding; protein serine/threonine kinase activity
Source: RefSeq, a predicted model, not a curated record